Messenger RNA from Ceutorhynchus assimilis (cabbage seed weevil), 2607 nucleotides. NCBI's taxonomy places the organism in Eukaryota, Metazoa, Arthropoda, Insecta, Coleoptera, Curculionidae. The record is from the annotation of a GenBank genome assembly.
UGGUAAUCGAAAACGCCAUAAAACUCGAUCAAUUUUGAUGUGAUUUUGAUUUUCGCGCCUAUCCUUCAGUUACGUUGGCAGCCCUAGCGGAAAUUCGCUAUUCAGGUAGACGAUUUUGAUUGUCAGUUGACGUCAAAAAAUUUCCUUCAUUUCUUUUCUGUGAAAUAUGGCUUCAGGCAAGAAAUCGAAGAAGACGAAAGGGAAAACCCUCGCGCUAACGGACUUCCUUCAGGAAACUACCGGUAGCAUACCUACGCAACCCAUUAGAAAGUCGACUACAACCUGGGCCGAAGAAGUAGAUGAUUAUGAUGCCAUCGUCACAAAAGCGAUCAAUGUUGUACUGCCAACCGCUCCAAAAGCCUCUAGAGAUUAUGAAGAUAUUGCUGAUAAAGUUCCAAUGGAGCCGCCAUUUAUUGCUUACCUAUCGAACUUGCCCUAUGACGUAGAAGAGGAUGAGAUUGCUGAUUUCUUCAGGAAUUUGAGGAUAUCCACUAUGAGAAUACCAAAAGAUGAGCGACCAGGUGAGCCAGCAAAACUCAAAGGUUAUGGUUAUGUGGAAUUCGAAGAUCGCGAAAGUUUAAUGGGCGCUCUCAUCAUUCCCGAUACCAACUUGAAAAAUCGCAGAAUUCGUAUUGAAGUGGCGGCAAAUUCCGAAAAUGACAGGCGGCGAGGAGGUCGUAUGGGUGAUAGAAUGGGUAGUGGUGCUGAUACUGGUGGCGAUUGGCGUUCGUCUAACAGACCCGAACCAAUGGAAGAGCGCCGUGGCGGUUUUAAUAGGGACAGAGAAGGUGGCUUCAAUAGAGACAGAGAGGGAGGUUUCAAUAGAGACAGAGAAGGAGGUGGAGGUGCAUUUACCAGGGAAGGAAUGCGAGAACCGGGAGCGAGGGAUCGUGAAUAUGGUGGUUUCAAUAGAGAUAGAGAAGGAGGAGGUGGAUUUAACAGGGACAGAGAGGGGGGUGGAUUUAACAGGGACCGAGAGGGGGGUGGUUUUAAUAGGGAUUUUAACAGAGACAGAGAUGGUGGUGGAUUUAAUAGGAACCGUGAUCAAGAUGACAGGCCUGGUGCUUGGCGAGAUGGUGAUAGACCUACUAGUUUUAAUGAUAGAGAUAAGGGAUUUUCCAGAGGAAAUUAUAGAGACUCUGAUAGAAAUAAUAGAUACGAAGAUAGGGAAGAUAGAAGAGGUGGCGGUGGUGGUGGUUUCAGAAGAUACGAAGAUAGUGAAAGGAAUGGGAGUUCAGCGAGAACUGGCGAUAGAGAUGAUAAGGAGCCUGCAGCUCCUAGCUCUGGCUCAGAGACUCGUCAACGUCCAAAAUUGAACCUAGCCCCUCGCACUAAACCCAUAGAGCAAACGGAUGCUAAAGCUGAACCUGCAGCGCCUGCUGCUUCAAUAUUUGGCAACGCUAAACCAGUAGAUACUACAGAACGCGAACGACAGGUUGAGGAAAAACUGCUGAAAGAGCAGGAAGAAAGACUAGCUGGAUCUAGGGAUAAGGAUACCAAGGAUGAGGAUAAUAGUAGGAGAAAUAUUGAAAGAGGACGACCUCCUGUAAGGAGAGAAGAUAAAGAUAGCGAGGAUAAAGAUCAGGAACCAGAUAAUAGAGACCGGGGGCCGUCUUCAAGAGAGAGGAGAAAUGCUUCUGGUGAUGAUAAUCGUCGCAGUUCUAGAAUUGACAAUCAAUCGCCAGAUAAUAAAAAGAAACCAGAAAAAGUAGAUAAACCAAAACGUGAAGAAAAACAUGAUCGAUCAGAAAAAGAGUUGCCCAAAUUUCAAGAAGCCGAGCCUCCAAACUUCCAGGGAAGCAACAAGUUUGCGUUGCUAGAUGACGCUUCUGAUUAAAUUAAUAGUAAUAAAAUAUUUUUUGGAUUGGAAUUCCGAUUUGUACCUCUUGUCAUAAAUUCUAAAACGUUAAGUAAAACAAAUUUAAUAAUAAUUCUUUUACAUAUUUAUUACUUUAAAUAUAGAUAAUAUUGUGUAUUUUUUUGUGUGUACCAGUACAGAAGGAUUUGUAAUAAUUUGUAUGUGUAUAGUUUCUCUUUUUUAGGUUAAAAAUUGGUAAUUGUGUAAGAAAGAAUUACAUAUUUAUUUAAGUAAUAAUAUCAGUUUUUUUAUUCAAUUUGAUGUUGACUCUGAUGGUGUUUUUCAGCAGGUAUGUCUAUGUCAUCAUAGAAUCUGGGGUCGCUUAUUCUUAGGGAAGCCCUUUUGUACCAAUAAUAGUAGAUGGCAGCAGCUAGAGAAUAGAAACAUUUUAAACACUUUCACAGUUAAUAAAAUAUUUUGAUUUUGCACCUAAAUCAAAUUUUUAAAAUUGUGUUACUUAUGCAAAAUACAUAUACAGAUAAUUGGAAAUGAUUUUUUUUUCUAUACAUAGUGUAUCACUAGAGAUAUAAGUGAUACCCAUAACAGUGAAAGUGCAAAUAAUAUUAAAAAAUACUCACUUAUUCUCUGUACAAUAAACAAAAUGAAAAAUCCUGUGGUCCAGCUGUACUUUGAGUUAUUCCAUCUUGUAGCUAGAGACCAAAUAUGAACAACUGUAGUUAGAAUAAAGUAGAGCAUGCAAAUUACUAGGGUGGUUCUAAAUCUCUCGUAGAGAAGAUACACCAAUCCAG